AAGUUCCUUAAAGACACAGUACGCUGUUGCUGAUUUUGGGGGGACGGAAUUAGGUGUCAGUUGGUCUCGUGUUAUAUUUGAAGAGAGUUUGUAGUGGACGUGUGGAUUAAGAAGGCAGACAAUGGAUACUGCUGCAACUCCCGGCAGCAGUUUUAGACAGCCCCUCAAAAGGCGGUCAAGAGCUCCGGGUCCAUCCAGUGCAACAGAUCCCCACCAGCUGUUUGAUGACACCAGUGCCUAUACCUUAUCUCAUGGAAGUGUUGCUGGGAGUCAGGGGACUCCAGGGCUGGGACAGAGUCCUCAGAACCAAACCCUCUUCUCAGAUCCUAUGUCUAAUCUUGCUGUCACAUAUGGAACAAGUCUGGCAAGUCAUGGGAAAGAUAUUGUUGACAGAAAUCUGGAUCGGUUUCUCCCAGUAAGCAAGCUGAAGUACUACUUUGCAGUCGACACAGUUUAUGUUGGAAAGAAGCUGGCACUUUUAGUCUUUCCCUAUAUGCAUCAGAAUUGGGAAGUGAUGUAUCAGCAAGACACUCCUGUUGCCCCAAGAUUUGAUAUUAAUGCUCCUGACCUGUACAUUCCAGCUAUGGCUUUCAUUACAUACAUACUGGUUGCUGGUUUAGCACUGGGAACGCAGAAUCGGUUUUCACCAGAGAUACUUGGAAUGCAAGCCAGUUCAGCUCUUGUAUGGUUGAUUAUUGAAGUAUUAGCAAUUUUGUUUGCUCUCUAUCUGGUGACCGUGAACGCUGAUUUAACCACUAUUGACCUGAUUGCUUUCUCUGGAUAUAAAUAUGUUGGAAUGAUUUUUGGAGUUUUAUCUGGACUGCUGUUUGGUAAAAUAGCUUAUUAUUUGGCACUGGGUUGGUGCUGCAUUGCAGUCUUCAUAUUCACGGUAAGCUACGUAGACAUUUAUUAUUUUUAUGAAAGCAUUGUAGUAACCUUACUGUGA
Protopterus annectens (West African lungfish) is the source of this 946-nucleotide messenger RNA. Its product is annotated as protein YIF1B-A-like. Gene Ontology annotation, biological process: endoplasmic reticulum to Golgi vesicle-mediated transport. Gene Ontology annotation, cellular component: Golgi membrane; endoplasmic reticulum membrane; COPII-coated ER to Golgi transport vesicle. Bases 122 to 946 code for a protein of 274 amino acids. The transcript is spliced from 7 exons. Lineage: Eukaryota; Metazoa; Chordata; Ceratodontiformes; Protopteridae. The record is from RefSeq and is a predicted model, not a curated record.